AUUGGUUUACGCCAGUUCAAGGAUUAUCUCUUCUUGGUAGAGCUGCCUUCCAUCCAAAUUGCUUCAAGAUGCGCCUCAUUUCCCAAAAGAAGAAAGGGAUCAACUCAACUGCAUCCUUGGCAUACAAGAAUGCUAGAGUGCCAACAACGGAUUUUCCUCCCGUACUAAAGUCACAGGUUGUAAAUAAAAAAUCACCAAAUAAUACGUUUAUAUCUCCACUUUCACUUAGGAACUCAUUGCAACCAAAGAGGUGCACUGCUCCCAUACCUCAUAGAAAUCAACUUGUCAACAACGUGAUGUUUCCUACUCAAGAAGUUAGAACACAAACUAACUCAACAUUUCCAAGAUCAAAUCUUUCGACUGGUACUGCUCCUAAAAAUCAGGUUGUACGGGCCACUUCGCAUCCCAAUACUUCUUCCAUAGGUGGCCAUGAUUCCUCCCAGGACUUUGACUUUCCAACUUUGCAUCGCACAAGUUUUGUCCAUCAUAGUUCUACACUUCACACAAGUGGAGUAUCACCACAAGGCAGCACUUUUCAUGGACAAAGAGAUAACGAUGAAGCAUUAAGUGGUGAAGCCAAUGGUAAUUGAGCCAAUGGACAAAGAAAAUCUCAUCCCUCACUAAAUGUCUAGCAACAUAGAUCUAAAUGUGCAUCCCUUAAAGAAAUCAUGUAAUUGAGACAAAUUUUGAAGUGGAUCUAAAAGACAAGGAAAUGAAAGAUUAUAUCUUAAGGCUAUAUGCUGGAAGGUAUAUAGAGUUUAAGGCUGAACUGAGUAAAUAUUUCAAGUCCUGCAAAACACUUGAGAAUGCACUUGAAAACCCCCCUACAGAGAUGCAAGAUAGAAGUGCAGAUGAGUGGAUUAAACUAUGUGAUCAUUUUAGUUCCGAAAAAUUCCUGAAAUCCUCCACGGCAAACACAAGCAACUGAUCUAAGAAAAAACACAACCACCGCACUGGUUCUCGUCCCAUUGCAUACAUUGUAGAGGAAAUGGCAGCGGGCGGUUCGAAAUUUCCUGAAGUUGACACAUUUGAAUAUACCUAUUCUGGAAAAGACAAGGCUUGGACGAGUGAUGAAGCUAAGGCUCAACAUGAUGAAAUGCUAGCAAAAACAGAUGAAUAUCUCUUGGAUGUGAUAAGAGAGCAACAGCUUCCUGAGGAUACUCCCUUAGAAGAGGUGCCUGUUGAUAAUCCUGACGCUGGACUUAACAUUAUGGUAUCUGUUUUAGGUGAAAAGCCUGGGCGGCGAAUUCGUGGAUUAGGAGAUGGACGUCUUCGAGAUACCAAUCUAAAACAAAAGCGUAUGGAGGAUGAGUUAGCAGCUGAGCGUUCUGCAAGAAAAGCUGCAGAAAAUGCCCGAUUGGAAACCGAGAAAAGGUUACAAAAAAAGUUGAAGGUUAUGGGACAAAAGUUUAACUCAACAUUGGAGGCUUGGCACACUUCACUACAAAAGUCGUAUAGUAACGUUCCUGGUUUUGUUCUACCACCAUUUACGGCAUUAUCAGUUGACGUGGAUGAGGCUGAAGAUGAAUCAUAUAAUCUUGAUUAAGAUACUCAUAGCAAGGAG
Cuscuta epithymum is the source of this 1564-nucleotide messenger RNA. The record is from the annotation of a GenBank genome assembly. NCBI's taxonomy places the organism in Eukaryota, Viridiplantae, Streptophyta, Magnoliopsida, Solanales, Convolvulaceae.